AGGCAGAGGGAGACGGUGGAAGGUAAGCAGGGAGGCAGCAGCAUCAUGGCGGACAGAGACAGUGGCAGUGACCACGGAGGGCCCGCCGCAGGCCCCGGCUCACUGCCCCCGGGCGCGAUGGGCGCCGCCGCGUCGCGGCUGCAGCACGACACGGAGGAGCUGGCGUCCAAGCGCGUCGACAUCCAGAACAAGCGCUUCUACCUCGACGUGAAGCAGAAUGCUAAAGGCCGCUUCCUGAAGAUAGCCGAGGUCGGCGCCGGGGGGAAUAAGAGCCGUCUCACCCUCUCCAUGUCGGUGGCCGUGGAGUUCCGCGAUUACCUCGGGGACUUUAUUGAACAUUACGCCCAGCUGGGCCCGAGCAACCCGGACGCGGUGCAGGAUGAGCCGCGGCGGGCGCUCAAGAGCGAAUUCCUGGUGCGCGAGAAUCGGAAAUAUUACAUGGAUCUGAAAGAGAAUCAGAGGGGGCGGUUCCUCCGGAUCCGACAGACCGUUAAUCGGGGGCCCGGACUGGGGAGCACGCAAGGCCAGACCAUCGCGCUGCCGGCACAGGGUCUCAUCGAGUUCCGCGACGCCUUGGCCAAACUCAUCGACGACUACGGGGUGGACGAGGAGCCGGCGGAGCUCCCCGAGGGCACCUCGCUGACGGUCGACAACAAGCGCUUCUUCUUCGACGUGGGCUCCAACAAGUACGGGGUCUUCAUGCGGGUCAGCGAGGUGAAGCCCACGUACCGGAACUCCAUCACGGUCCCCUGCAAAGUGUGGUCCAAGUUCGGCAACACCUUCUGUAAGUACGCGGAGGAGAUGAGGAAGAUCCAGGAGAGGAGUCGAGAGAAGCGGGCCUCCGAACUGUUACCUGAGGGCCCGCAGGGGGGCGACGACGGGGACGACGAUUGACGCGGACCUGGACACGGAGAUGAAGAACAAAGACGAGACUGAACUUUACGAAAAC
Lampris incognitus (smalleye Pacific opah) is the source of this 949-nucleotide messenger RNA. It is a transcript of the gene purab, whose product is annotated as purine-rich element binding protein Ab. The record is from RefSeq and is a predicted model, not a curated record. Gene Ontology annotation, cellular component: nucleus. The transcript has a single exon. The coding region runs from base 46 to 894 and encodes 282 amino acids. Lineage: Eukaryota; Metazoa; Chordata; Actinopteri; Lampriformes; Lampridae. Gene Ontology annotation, molecular function: DNA-binding transcription factor activity, RNA polymerase II-specific; purine-rich negative regulatory element binding; RNA polymerase II transcription regulatory region sequence-specific DNA binding. Gene Ontology annotation, biological process: regulation of transcription by RNA polymerase II.